This is a messenger RNA of Aplysia californica (California sea hare), 4077 nucleotides long. RefSeq lists its product as uncharacterized. The transcript has 3 exons. The record is from RefSeq and is a predicted model, not a curated record. NCBI's taxonomy places the organism in Eukaryota, Metazoa, Mollusca, Gastropoda, Aplysiida, Aplysiidae. The coding region runs from base 1034 to 3985 and encodes 983 amino acids.
UAUUUAUGUCGCAAAUUAACGCACUGUUUUGCGUUGAAUGUAUAAUUCAUACAUUUAUAUUCAGCUGAGUGGAUAGGUUGCUUAGGAUGAAUAUUACAAUUUUUUUUUAAACGUACAGAUGGUGCUUCUAGGCUAUAGAUAAAGCAUAACACAAAGAGGUAUAACCUCUUUGAGCAUUACAUAAUAGCUGUGAUUGCUAUGCACGACAAUUCAUCGCCGCUGAACGGACGUGGUUCCCGGCGUCCGCAGUAAUCAGUGUGCGCAUUUCCCAGCACAACACAUCAUGUCCUCGUUCACAAUCCUGGGCUAACCACUGCUUCUAUGUGUUGAUUGGAACCGAGGGGGCGAUGGGGGUGCUGGUGCAAGGGGAAUCAGACUAAUGUCUCAUGGGUUCUGUGCGAAGAUCGUACCGCUGGCUUUGGUGUGCCGGUUAGGUGCUUCGCUGUCGCACGCAGACGACCUGAGUUCGCUGGUAUCAGGAGUCAACAGAGAGCAACUGUAACAUAGAAGGCCGAAGGGACACGCACACGGUUUGAGAGACAAGAACCGAAAAAUAAAGAGAGCUAGAUUUCAAAGAUAAAAAUGGAUGAUUUCACUGUCUUCAACAAGAACACAAUUUCAAAACGAAAUGGGCUUCUCCUUUGAAAGUCUAUAUCGACGUCUUUGACGGGGAAGAGAAUAGGAGCAAGAGACAAUUAUUGAUGUCUUGUGAAAUAGAGAAGCUGAGCUAUGACUUAAACACCGUUUCGAACGCGUUCUCCAUUACGUGUACCAAUGUGCACCUUGUGAGAUCGAAAGGAAAAGUCAUUGCUGUGCCUAGUCAAAACAACGACAACCAAGCGCCAUGAAAGUUUACAAAAAAUUGAACUGUAAAGGAUACAUCAAGCAUAAAAACGUGACUGUUUAACUUCGUUGGCAUUUUUAAUAUUGGGAUUAGAAAGGCAAAAGAAUAAGGAGGAGAUACAUCACCUUGCAAACUACAAGAGAUCUCGUAGCGAACGUUAAGAUCCUUGCAUAGACGAAGAGUGCAGUCAUGGCUGACCCGUUCGUGCUACCCUCAUCUUUCCCGUGUACAAAGAGUCUAAGCGCAAACUGCAUUUCUAAUGCAAAAUGUGCUUUUGGGGAUAUUUUAGAUGCCUCAAACAGAGAAAGCCAAGUGUUCAAAACAGCGGUAGCUAAGCGUCGUGACCGUAUUGUGGUCUCAAGGAACGGUGAUCAGUGUCCGAGAUUUUAUGAGUUGGCAAAACUGUUCUCAGCCCGCGCCUCCAGAUAUGAUAUUGCUGGAGCACAGCUGCUCAUGACGAGAAGAAAAACUGAAACGUUAACGCUGUCAAAAAUCCUGAAGAAAAGCAUUUACAACAGUGCUCACGAUAGGAAAAUGGGUGCAAAACGAAAAUACCCAGCGUUCGUCAGCUCGGAUUUGUAUAAUUCUCGGAAGACGAAAAAAUGUAAGAAAAUCCUUUUUCCAUCAUCACAAGAGGAAGAUAGUGGGGGAGUCCAAAACACUAUUGACAAGGCGGAGGGAAAAGACGAUAUUGAAAUCUCUCGCAAGGAUUGCAUUGCAGAUGUCGAGCAAAAUAACAAAGUGAACUCUGAAUCUGAAAACGCAAACGCAAGUGCUAUCAGAAACACAAGCUAUGGUUGUAACAACGCCAAUCUUGACGUGAUGUAUAACGAUGAGGUCACGCUUACGCCACGCGGGACAGGUGAGCAACCACGUGAAACUGCUUGUGAUAACAGUAAUUACUACCCCAGCCCUAGCGGGAUUGUGUUCUCGCCUGAGGCUUACAGACUGCAGCCUUUACAGGUUCUUAUGAGCACCUUGGGAGGGGGUGUGGCGGGGGGAGUAUGGAAGAAGAGACGAUCUCCUUUCUGUGACCACGAUUGCACCAUAGCCAAGGUUAGUAAAUUUGAAGAUUCUAAAAUCUUUCGCGAAAGUGGGUUUUAUGGAGAUGAAAUUCCAACAGGAGAUGACGAAGUGCAAAAUGAUCACCAAGCUGUGCCACAAAACAUGGAGACACCAGUAGGUGCUGAUGAGUGUCACGCUAAAGUACACGAGCAUGUGUGGAGGUGGAUCGAGAACUCUCGCCGUUUCUUCCAGAUGGACAACACUGAAAUCGGUCUUCGGCGUUUUCAAGAAAGGACUGAAGAACCUGAUUCCAAUCGUAGGCAUACAUCGGUUGUUAACAGCCUCAUUUCUGAUUACAUUUCUCCCAGUUCUACGACACAGUCUGGGCAACAGCUCGCCGACAUCCCAGAUUAUUUAUCCACAGCAUCCCAGGACAGCGAACAGAGCAGCACUGUAGCAAUAAGCACUAGCCCACGUCCAUCUCCGUUAAAUCUCACUGGUUCCCCCAAGGCCAAACAAGACGAUUACACGGAUUCCGAAACGGCUUUAACGACAUUCUCAAGCAUGAGCAUGACGUCAGAAGGUACCUCAAUAACAACGAGCCAGAGUCCAUCCACUGUCAAGCUCAAAAAUGUUACCGUAGUUGCCGUAGUUAAAAACACCCCAGACACUUCAAAGCCUGGUGUCAUUUCAAGACCUGGCAAUGCAAACGCGGGCAAGGUGCCAGCAGGUGUGUCGAAACGUUCAAGCCGCACGCAACAUAGGGUUUUCCAGGAAAAGCGCUCCAUCACCUCUAUAUUGCACCCAAAGUGUCACGAUGUCAUGCACAACUCUACGUAUCUCCCAGUACCUUGCAUCUCCCAAGGAAAAAGUUUCAUAUCUGUUUCUAGCAAGAUUUCCAAUGAUGCGCUCAUUCGAAAUGCAAGAAAAAAACCGUCAUGUAUCUCUUCCAAAAAGUCGUCGAAGCGAAAAUUUGCAACAAAGCACAAAAAAUCGUUGGACGGAAAAGUCAAACGAAAGCUAUUGGGCGAUAAAUGUUCUCCCAGAACUCAUGAAAACGACAGAGUGAAUGCCUUUAGGUACGAUCCGAUAUCCUGCAGCUCCAUGUGGCUGCAAUACAACAACAACAGACAGGAUAAUGAUACGCCUCCUCCACAAGGAAUAUCUGACGAGGAAGACCAAACUAAGCCGACAGAUUCAUCCGAAAAAGAAGCAGAAGAAGGAGAAAGCGGUCAUCAACAGGAACAAAACGAUGAGCAAGAGAACGUUGAGAAAGAAGGGAACGAGGAGGGGGAAAAAGGAGAGGAGAAGGGCAAAGAAGACGAACAAAUGAAAGAAGAAUAUUUUUAUUUCAAGAAACGGGAGGCCUCCUCCACCAAUCGUGACGUCCCAGCGACGCCGACCCCAACACUCGCCUCAGACGUCCCGAUCAACCCGACUAAAUGUCCUUCAGGAAGCCAAUCCAGCAAGUCACACAUGGCCAGAAUCCGCUGCGGUCAACAAAUUGAUCUCACAGAGAAAAGCUUCCUCCUCGCCCGUAACUGUCUGCUGAGACACGAGCACAGAGAGGAAGUGGCGUGCAAAUGUUUCUAUAAAGACAUCAACCCGAAAAGGAAGCUCACAAUAGACAGAAUACUUAAAGGAGAAGAGAAAAAAUCGCGGCCCGUAAGAGAAACAUUAUGCAGUCAGUACAACAGUGAAGCCUUAAAUCAACACGUUUCUGCCUUCCAAAAAAGUAAGCUCCAGGAACUGACUGAAGCCAAACCGGAUCAGACAGCCGAGGAGGCGUCAAGUGAACCCCCGGACUGUGAGGACGCGAAGGCAGUAGAAGAUUUCUUUCAGAACCUCAGACGAAAGCCUCAAAUCGACAUUGGUUACGUGAUGCAAAGCCCACUGGAGCGUUUAGGGUUCAAGGAGAAAAAAGAGCCUGUUGAAUACAUCCCUAUGCCAGGCCCUAUCGUUUUGAAGUGUGAAGCUAGCAAGUCUCAGGACAAGGCAAGUAAUGAGAAACACAGCAAGGCAGAAAAUAGCGAGUCGGCAGCUGUGAGCAAGAAGAAGAAUAAAACCGAGGAGGAGAUUUUAAAUGAGGAUAGAAAGGAGGAGAAGGUGGGAGAAACAGAAAGGGUUGAUAAAUGAUUAGAGAACAUUUUAGAACAGGAAGAGAAAGAGGAAAAGGUGAGUGAGAGAGACAGAAAGGGUUGGUAAAUGAUUAGAGAAUACUCUAAGGU